This is a messenger RNA of Oncorhynchus kisutch (coho salmon), 1510 nucleotides long. RefSeq names its product AN1-type zinc finger protein 2A-like. The transcript has 10 exons. The record is from RefSeq and is a predicted model, not a curated record. Bases 357 to 1208 code for a protein of 283 amino acids. Gene Ontology annotation, cellular component: cytoplasm; endoplasmic reticulum. Gene Ontology annotation, molecular function: zinc ion binding. Lineage: Eukaryota; Metazoa; Chordata; Actinopteri; Salmoniformes; Salmonidae. Gene Ontology annotation, biological process: protein targeting to ER; proteasome-mediated ubiquitin-dependent protein catabolic process.
GGGAUUAUUGAGAGCUGUCAGUGGUGCUGGUUUGAGACAACCCAAACACGUCUUAAUUAGACGUUUCGUAAAAUCCAGCAUCAUGGACAGUUCUCAACAACGCUGUGUCACUGUGAUUGAUCAAAACAACGCUCCAUCCCUGUGGUACAUUCUGGAACUCCCUAGCUAGUACAACCGUGAGGAGGGGCGUAAAAACAACAGAGUCAGUGACGCUUCGAUGUAGCUGGCUGUCAAGAGAGCUUGCUAGCCACUCGCUUCCUCAAAGUUUAACGUUAAUUUCAAAGCAAGAGGGGGAAGAAUAAUCAAAUAGAGCUGUCUGGUUGAACCAAGUCUCUGGGGUGUAUCACCAUAGUGCCAUGGAGUUUCCAGAUCUAGGAGAGCAUUGCUCUGAAAACUCCUGCAAGCAUCUGGAUUUCCUACCAUUGAGAUGUGAUGCCUGUGAAGAGAUUUUUUGUAAAGACCACAUAACCUAUGCAAAUCACAAAUGCAUGUCAUCCUACAAGAAGGAUAUCCAGGUCCCCGUGUGUCCUCUGUGCAACACCCCAAUCCCCAUCAAGAGAGGGGAAAUGCCAGACAUCAAGGUUGGGGAGCACAUCGAUCGUGAUUGCCAGUCGGACCCUGCUCAGAACAAGAGAAAGAUAUUUACAAACAAAUGCUCGAAAGGAGGCUGCAAGCAGAAAGAAAUGAUCCGAGUGACAUGUGACCAGUGCCACAUUAAUUAUUGUCUUAAACACCGACAUCCACUAGACCAUGACUGUAAGCCUGAAAACAAACCAGUCUCCAAAUCUGGAUUCGCUGCUUUCAUGCGGUCCCAAGGAGCAUCCUCUAGCAGUGCCUCCACUUCAGGCAGUAGAGGAAGUUCUAGGCCUGUUUCUAAUGGGAAUGCUAGGACCCAAAGUAGUCGCAGUGCUCAGGCCAUUUAUAGUCCAGCUCCGGCCAUGCGGCCCCCUCCAGCACAGAAUGUAGUACCUGCUUCGGCAUCCUUUCAGGCUGGCCUGACUGAGGAGCAGGCCUUACAAAGAGCGCUGGAGAUGUCCUUGGCUGAGUCAGCUCGCAGCACAGUCCAACAGCCAACGCUCAGCCCUCAGGAGCAGGAGGAUCUGGCUCUGGCUCAGGCCCUUGCUGCUAGUGAAGAAGAGUACAGACGCCAGCAGCGGAGACAACAGGAGAGAGAGUCCUCCAAGCAGUCUUCCUGCAGCCUAUCAUAAACCCAGAUCAGUGUCUGAGCCCAAACUGCUACCACCAGUAAUCAACUAGCAACUGUGCUACAUCGAUGGAACCCUCCAGCAGAACUCUAACGUCCAGUAUCACUGAUCCCAACUAAUGAACAGUCUGGAACUUUCAUCGAGAUAUAUUGAAUAGUAUCACUGCUUUCUCUCUACUCAGCACACCAUUCUAGACAGACUUUCUGUCCUUUUUACCAAUGGCUCUCUAUGUACAUAUUUUCUAUGUUGAUCAUGGACAUUUAACCUCAGCAUCAAUGUUUCUUGAAUAAAUUAUUUUAAAGAUG